ACUUUCUGAUAUUUUUCUUUGCAACAAAACCUGAAAUCUCUUCUCUGCAGGACCUGUUGAUAUCUCUUUUUACAGGACCUAUUUGAUAUCCUUCACGGCAUCAAAUAGGUCCUGCACCAUUUCACUGCAUCAGAUAGGUCCUGAACCAAAUCUAAUUCUUGAAUUAAUCUCAAUCUAAUCGCGUUGAAGCUACCAAGUGCAUGGUGAAAUUGAUACAUAAGAAUUCUUUCUGGUAAAUUUGGGUGAUAAUAUUAUACUCAGGCCAUUCAGGAAAUUCAUUUAGCCGAAACAGCUAUAUCUAGAUCAAAUUCAAAUAGAGCAUAAAACUACAGGAGGCCAUGGAUUACCUGAGUUUUGUGUUGUGCCUAUUGCUAGCAUGGAUCGUAAUCAACCUCCUUUCAACUGUAAAGAAACGUAAUAAAUCGAAGCCUAGGAUACUACCACCAGGUCCACCCAAAAUACCCGUCUUUGGGAACCUCUUCAGCCUCGGCACAAACCCACAUAUUUCCGUGACUGAACUUGCCAAGACUUAUGGCCCUCUCAUGACUUUACAGCUUGGCCAAGUGCCAACCGUGGUUGUUUCCUCGGUUGACUUGGCCAAAGAAGUGCUUCAAAAGAAUGAUAUUUUCUUCUGCAACAGAUUUGUUAUUGAUGCUUUUGAUGCACUUAACCACCAACAAAGCUCACUGGCAUUCAUGCCAGUAUGUCCUGCAUGGCGAAAGCUUCGCAAAAUCUCCAACUCCAAAGUAUUUUCAGCCAGUAAACUUAACUCGAGCCAAAGUCUAAGGAAGAAAAAGGUGACAGACCUCCUUGACUAUGUCCAAAAACAAAGCGAAGCUGGUUUGGCAGUGGACAUUGGGCAAGUAGCAUUCACCACCACCUUGAAUUUGUUGUCGAACACAAUAUUUUCAGUGGAUUUGGGUGAUCCUAGUUCAGGGUAUGCCGGUGGAUUCAGAGAGACUGUACGAGGUAUAAUGGAGGAAAUGGGGAAACCUAACUUUGCUGAUUAUUUCCCUCUGUUGAAGAAGAUAGAUCCACAAGGUAUUAGACGGCGUCAAACUGUACACUUUGGGAAGCUGAUUGAUCUAUUUGAAACCAUGAUUGACCAACGAUUGCAAGGCAAAAGACCACCAGGAUCAACACCAGGCGACGAUGUUUUGGAUGCUUUACUAGGCAUUAAUCAAGAAAACUCUGAGGAAUUAGAACUAGAAAAAAUUCCACAUCUUUUGCUGGACCUGUUUGGCGCAGGAACUGAUACAACAUCGACUACCCUUGAAUGGGCAUUGGCAGAACUUAUUCGCAACCCUGAAAAACUGACGAAAGCACAGGCAGAGCUUGAAGAAAUCAUAGGAAAAGGAAACCCUGUGGAAGAAUCAGACAUUGCACAGCUCCCAUACUUGCAGGCCGUUGUCAAGGAAACCUUCAGGCUACACCCACCAACACCCUUUCUAGUACCGAGAAAAGUUGAUGCAGAUGUGAAGCUCUACGGUUACACAGUGCCUCAAAACGCACAAGUCCUGGUCAAUGUACGUGCAAUUGGAAGGGAACCGAAUCUAUGGAAGAACCCAAACUCCUUUGAGCCAGAGAGAUUUAUAGGAUCUAAAAUUGAUGUAAAAGGUUGUGAUUUUGAGCUGAUUCCAUUUGGUGCUGGUCGUAGGAUAUGCCCCGGAUUGCCAUUGGCUCAUCGGAUGAUCCAUCUGAUGCUGGGUUCACUAAUUCACAGGUUUGACUGGAAGCUAGAAGGAGGAAUUCCACCAGAAAAAAUGGAUAUGGAAGAUAAAUUUGGGAUCACGUUGGAAAAAGCUCAGCGACUUCGUGUCAUUCCAGCCCUUCGCAGUUAAGGGAACAUUAGAGUUUGCAUCGCCUUGGAAAAUAUUCAGUGACUUCAUGAAAUUUUUUGUUUGUGUCUGAGUAUGAUAAUUUCAUGUUAAUAACGAACACUUGGUUCCAAAUUUAGCAAAUUUUCUAGCUUAAUUCAACUCGCAUAUUAGCAGAAGGCAGAUUAUAUGCAGAAUGGUGUAAAGCAUGAAUUAAAGAUGAGCAAUAAGAUAGAGAUCCUAUACUUGUAGUAAUCUGUAAUGAUCCAGCUCCAGAAAUAUUAACAUGUUUAACUCAACCACGCUGCAAGAAUUAAUAUA
This is a messenger RNA of Chenopodium quinoa (quinoa), 2138 nucleotides long. RefSeq names its product geraniol 8-hydroxylase-like. The transcript has 2 exons. Lineage: Eukaryota; Viridiplantae; Streptophyta; Magnoliopsida; Caryophyllales; Amaranthaceae. The record is from RefSeq and is a predicted model, not a curated record. Gene Ontology annotation, molecular function: iron ion binding; oxidoreductase activity, acting on paired donors, with incorporation or reduction of molecular oxygen; heme binding. Bases 339 to 1841 code for a protein of 500 amino acids.